Molecule: messenger RNA, 737 nt
Organism: Astrephomene gubernaculifera
Lineage: Eukaryota; Viridiplantae; Chlorophyta; Chlorophyceae; Chlamydomonadales; Astrephomenaceae
Source: the annotation of a GenBank genome assembly
GCAUCUGUCUUCUCAAACCAAAAAAGGCUCCGGAACCUGAGGGUUAACCUGUUUCCCAGCCUCGCACGCAUAGCUUACAUUUUCUACGUCAUAAUUGUAUUGCUUGUUCGUAGCGUUAAAAAGAUGGCAGCGAUUACGUCAGCGACUAAGGGCUGCAAUGGACUGCGUUCACGGUCCGGCCUUCGUCCGUUGCCUUUCGCUGGCUCGGCGCGGAUGACUACAGUGCGCGUGCGGGCAGAGGGCUCAACUUCUGGAGUGCCCGUCCCUCAGUGGUCAAAGGAUACUGAGUCAGCACGGGAUGUGUUUGCGUUUGCUGGAUCUGCGCCAGAGCGCGUCAAUGGCCGCAUCGCCAUGAUCGGCUUCGUCUCCAUCCUCGGCCCCGAGCUCAGCAAGAAGCAGCCGGUUCUGGAGCAAAUGGGUGACGCCUGGUUCGGAGUGCUGCUCUUCAGCCUCACCAUUGCCACCGCCUCCAUACUGCCCAAGCUGGUCUCCGGUAUUUCCCUCAAAGAACUGCACGCAGCCGCCACGACGGAGAACAUGAAGGGCCCGGGAGCGCAGCAGGUGCUGGCGCUGUUUGACACCAACCUGGAGCUUUGGAGCGGGCGACUGGCCAUGCUGGGUUUUGCGGGGCUGUUGGCAAUCGAGGCGGUCAAGGGCGGCGAGUCGCUGUUUUGAAUGCUGCUCUGAGGUUGGCAGCUUGACGUGUGUCGGAGGGUUACGGAUGGCAUGGGGGCGGA